Messenger RNA from Gossypium arboreum, 859 nucleotides. RefSeq names its product 60S ribosomal protein L18-2. Gene Ontology annotation, molecular function: structural constituent of ribosome; RNA binding. The record is from RefSeq and is a predicted model, not a curated record. NCBI's taxonomy places the organism in Eukaryota, Viridiplantae, Streptophyta, Magnoliopsida, Malvales, Malvaceae. Gene Ontology annotation, biological process: translation. Gene Ontology annotation, cellular component: cytosolic large ribosomal subunit; ribosome.
ACCUAAUUACCCAAUUUCACAAAAUACAAAUUCAAAAACCCUAACCCUUGGUACUCAGUCAGACCCGGCGCUUCUUCCACUUCACCACCACCGUGAAAGCUCGAGCAAUGGAGGUAAGAGCAAGAAGUCCAAAAGGACAGCUCCCAAAUCCGAUGAUAUUUACCUUAAACUUCUCGUCAAGCUUUAUCGUUUCCUUGUAAGAAGAACUGGGAGCAAAUUCAAUACUGUGAUAUUGAAACGCUUGUUUAUGAGCAAAGUUAACAAGCCUCCACUAUCUCUGUCUAGGCUUAUUCAAUUCAUGAAGGGAAAGGAGGAUAAGAUUGGUGUUGUAGUGGGGACUGUGACAGAUGAUAUUAGGUUAUGGGUUUAUGAGGUUCCAGCUUUGAAGGUUACAGCUCUUAGGUUUACGGAGACUGCUAGAGCUAGGAUUGAGAAGGCUGGUGGGGAAUGCUUGAGUUUUGAUCAGCUUGCUUUGAGGGCUCCUUUGGGUCAGAACACGGUGCUACUGCGAGGUCCAAAGAACGCUCGUGAAGCAGUUAAACACUUUGGUCCAGCACCGGGUGUGCCUCACAGCCUUUAUAAGCCUUAUGUGCGAUCAAAGGGGAGGAAGCUCUAGAGGGCUAGAGGAAGAAGGAAUAGCAAGGGAUUUAGGGUUUAAGCAUAGGCUUUGUAGUUGAUAAUGAGUCCUGUCUGCCAUUUUAUUACUGCAAACAAAUCUUGCUUACUGGAUUUAGGGUUUCUCCUGCAGAUGCUUACUGGCUUUUGUUACGUGUGCAUGGAUUGUUCACUUCUGGUGUGAACAUCUUUCUUAUUUAUGGUAUAAAGUGGAGCAUGUUUAUGCAUUCAAUUUUGAUUCAAA